CCUCUCCGCCGCUCAGAGCAGCAGCUGCCACGGCUCCACACACUUCCUGCUCCAAGGCACUUUUACAGUCCCGAAGACGAGGACAGGAUGAGGAACAGAGAUGUUUGGGAGGGAACGUGACUCCUCAGGCUUCACUAAAGGACUCUAAGAUGACAUAAACUAAGGACUCACCUGGAACUCUAUCCUUGUGUGUUUGCUUUGUUCCGUGUCUUUGUUUGCUUUGCUUUUUCUCUGUAUUUUUUGUCGAGUGUCAUUUGGAGAAGUGUUUUUUUUUUCUACUACAGAAUUGUUAAUUUAUAACACUACUGUCCUGAAAAACUUAAUUUUUGUCACUCCUCCGGUCCGUGUCGUGCGUCUCCCAGAGGUUUCAGAUAGCAAUAGAAGUUUCAAAGGUCUUGAAAGCUUCACUUAUCGUCUCCUUUGGACAUUCAUCACACUGCAGGCUGCACUUGUAAUGCAACAUACUUUAAAGAAUCGCUGCACAUUACUUUGAUGAUCCUGGCCUCCUUUCGUAGAGAAGGUGUGUUUUGGAUUUUGUCUUAUUCAGGCUUUAUUGAUGUAUGAUUUCCUCCUUUUAAGAGGUUUAGUUUUGUUCCUUUUGUGUGAUUAUUUAAAGCAUACUGGUUAACUGCUCUGCUGCCUUGAUUUUCUAUAAGAAAUGGCAGCUUUAAAACGAAAUGUAAACCUUUUUAAACUUAUGCAAUUACGUUUUAAUGAUCUCUGUGUCUAAGCCACAGAUUUUUGCAGGAAAGUGUAGAAGCUGACACCUGUUCAUAUCAAACUGUGAUUUUGUUUUGUUUUUUCCAUCUUCACUGGAUUAUUUCUGGAAACAAAUGUCUCUUUAUACUUAAAGAAGUUAACUGUUCAAAUGAAGACCCAAUCAGGAAAGGACUCACUAAAACAGAAGGUUUUUAUUGUUUUUUGCCAAUUUACAUGAAGAAUGAAUUUAAGUGAUUUCAGGGAUGAAGUUCUUUUCAGAUAUUUUUUAAUUUUUCUUUGCAAAUCCUGAAGACCCGGUCGCUCACUAAGCUCCUGAUUGCAGAGGCUUGUACUGUUUGCUUGCUCAGACUGGCAGACAUCUUCCACUGUAAAAGCCAAGAUGCGUUCCCCAGAACCCUGCUCCCCUUCUCCAGAAGAAGCCCUCCUUCAUGGUCAGUUUGCCAGCUGGGGAUCUGGCAGUAACAACAACAAUAGCAGCGGCAGCUGCCCCGACAGCCCAGGAGGCUCAGGAAGCCUCUCCCCCACCACCUCUCCAGCUUCAUCGUCUAACUACGCUUUGACCCUCACCCACACCCACAUCCACAUCCAGCGCCUCUCGCCACGGCCCACAAAGGAAUCCCGUCUCCUGCUCCCUCUGUCUGAACUGGUCGGUUGCAGCUGUCCUCGUUCUCCUGCACCGCCGCUGCUCGUGCUCUACUGGUACCCUCCAGGCAAACGAAGGAAGGGAGUGUCCAGACGCAGGCAGGUGAAGGCAUACCUGGCAGAAAGCAGGCCUGAAGCUGAGAGGUGGUCGGCUGCUGUUCAGUGUUUGCUCAGAGAAGUGCCCGUCACUGCUUACACAGAGUUUUCAAGAAGUCUGCUACCUCGACCCAGGCGACUACUGUUAUUGGUCAAUCCCUUCAGCGGAAGAGGCCAAGCAAUGCAAUGGUGUCAGACCCACAUCCUGCCAAUGAUUAGAGAGGCCAACAUCAGCUACAACCUCAUACAGACAGAACGUCAGAACCAUGCAAGAGAGCUGAUCAGAGAGAUACCGCUCUCAGAAUGGGACGGCAUCAUCAUUGUUUCCGGAGAUGGCCUGCUGCAUGAGGUUAUUAACGGACUGAUGGAGCGUCCAGACUGGGAACAAGCAAUAAAAACUCCUGUUGGGAUUCUGCCCUGUGGCUCUGGAAAUGCACUGGCUGGCUCAAUCAACCAUUAUGCAGGGUAUGACAUGUGCCUUCGAGAGCCGCUUCUCUUGAACUGCUGCUUCUUGCUCUGUCGAGGCGGAGUGCGACCCAUGGACCUGGUGUCUGUCACAACAAGCCCUCUUCCAUCCAAAAACAGCCAUGCUGCAGCUCCUAGGAGACUGUUCUCCUUCCUCUCUGUGGCCUGGGGUUUUGUUUCUGAUGUCGACAUCGAAAGUGAGAGGUAUCGUGGCUUGGGCUCGGCCCGCUUCACUUUGGGCACCUUGGUGCGCAUAGCUUCUCUUCGAUCGUACAAAGGCCGUUUAUCUUACCUUCCUCCUUCUGUUGUUACCACAUCUUCAAAUGGGACACCUCCACCUAGACGACCCCUCUCCCGCAGCAUUACAGAGGGACUGGAGGGCUUCUGUAAAAUGCCUAUCCAUCGCACCUGCUCCGAUAUGGGCAUCAGUGAGCAGAGGAGCCUUCUGCGCAGGGGUGAUGGUGAGAGGGAAAAAGAGGAGAGACAGAGAGAGAGGACAAGGAGAAGACAGAGGGGGAGAGGAAAAGGAGCAGGUGUGGUGAGAGCUAGCAGUUUAGCGGAAGACAGAGAAAGGGAGGGGCAGAUGGAGAUGGAGGCAGAAGAGGAGAAGUCUGGAACCUGUUCAGAGAAGUCCGGAACAAGUUCAGAGUCAACCGAAAGGGAUGAAGCCAGUAUGGGAAGAGACGAAAGGUUGGCAGGGAUUAAGGAUGAAAGGGAAGAUGAGGAAACAUCGGAGCAAGACUCUUGUGAAAUGUUGGAGGUUGACGAUGGGGGGGAUGAGGAAGGUAGUGGUGGUUCCCUAGAGGCAGAUGGAGUGUUGCGUGCGAGGGAAUUGGGGGAUAGUUAUGGGUUGGACAUGGGGAGAGAGGCACAAGAAGAGCCUGGAGAUGUCACUGCUUGCCAGGAUGGUCCUCAGAAAGCCAGAGAGAUGGUAAGAAAGAACUCUGCUCCUUCAAGCCAGAUAGCAGAGACUCUGCUGAGCCAGCCUCUCAGUCAAGAAGCCAGCAGAGAUUCUGGCAUCUCAUACGGCAUGGAGGACAUGGAUCUGAAUGAAACCUACUUCCAGAAACAGUCUUACCCUCUGGAUGUGGCUCGUGAGCGAUCGCUCACCAUCUCCUCUCCCUUCCGUCACAAUCCCUUCUCCUACAAGCAGAAAGCUCUGGACCAAAACCAUAAUGCCUCCCGUCCAAGACCCCACUCUCUCCUCCAGCACUCCAGCUCCAAUUCCCUUCCCCCUAAAAUGACUCCCCCCUCUUUUUCUCCCACACCACCAUCGUCUCCAUCCUGUGCGUCCCCGCACUCAUCGUCCUACCUCGCCCCCCGUCCAAACACCCCUAAUUCGACCCUGAGCUCUCCCUCGUUCCGUACGCCGUCCUCGUCUUUUGACUUUGACAUGACCGAACCAGCAGGUUCUCUAAAGAACCGUCCGUUUUUCACGCUGCCUUUUGAUAUACCGAGAGACGACUUGUUGCCGCCUCUUGAUCAACCCCUCCCCACCAGAGACUGGGUCACCAUUGAAGGGGAUUUUGUCCUAGUCUUGGCCCUUUAUCAGUCCCACCUUGGGGCUGAUCUUCAUGCUGCACCUCAGGCCAGAUUUGAUGAUGGCCUGAUCCACCUGACUUUUGUCCGGGCAGGCAUCUCCAGAGCCACCCUACUCAGACUGUUCUUUGCCAUGGAAAAAGGAACCCACCACACUGUCAGCUCGCCAUACGUGAGCCACGUAACCUGCAAGGCCUUCAGGCUGCAGCCGCUGUCUACACGGGGAACACUAACUGUGGAUGGGGAACUUGUGCCCUAUGGUCCGCUCCAAGCGCAGGUUCAUCCCGCCAUGGCCCGUCUCAUUGUUGGAGACACUGGUGUCAAAAUUACCAGACUUUGAUAAGGGAUUAUUAAGCUUAUAUCUAUCCACAUAUCAAUACUCUAAUGAAUUAUCUCUGUUGCCAUUAUGCCCACAAAGAGAGAACCAUACAGUGGGCUGUUUGAGACACUAAUCUUAUUUGCAAGAAUCAGAUUUUGUAGGGAAUAAUGAAAGGGAUGAUGGCGGGGAUUAAUACUAAAUUGAAGAAAACUUUUUUUUUUUUUUUAUACAGAUGAUUUUAAAAAUGCGCUUUGUUGCACAGGUGUUGGAUCACGUUAGGAAGGGGAAGGGGAGCUGCACAGUCUAGAUAAAAAGAAGGAAUAACAAUACUAAUUGAAUGUUUUUGGGGUUUUUGGAGCUGAUGCAUGAGUUGAAUGUGUACAAUGUAUGCAUGCAGAGAAGCAUUAACUAGGUAUUGCCUUACACUUAGACAAUGAGAAAUAAAGUUAAUAUUCAAGAUAAAACAGUUCUGGAGCAGAAAAAAAAUUCUGCGAUACUUUAAUCUGCAAUUCUUUCUGGACUCUCGCCUCCACAUGUUUGGCAAUUAAAACACAAAAACUUUUUCUCCUUAAAGUAAUGCCGUAUCUGUCAGUGCACAGCUCAGAUGCACUUGUGUUAAUUCUCUUAUAUAUUAAGUCUAAACAGUGAUAGAGAGAUUUCAGGAUUUUUUAAGUAAUAUGUUAAAAGGCUAUAAGCAUUUUAACUCUUAACAUGUUUUUGACAAAUCCUCUAGUUUCUUUUAUAUGGAUAAAGUCGAUUUGGUCUCUGAGGCUAAAACUGGAGCUCCAAUCAGAGCCUGUUUCAAAGUGGACUUCUACUGGGUGGAAAAAGCUCAGACUAAAGAAUAUAAUGAAUAAAAACAAGAAAGCUCUUUUAACUGUCAUAAGGUUUACUUUAGACUGUUGUAUAGACAGAAAGGCAUGGUUAAAAACACAUGAGAUUGGGGUCAAAGAUGGUGUGCUAUCAAUUUAUUCCUUUUUCACGACAACUAAAACAUUUCUGAUCAGAGAAACUUUCCUAAAUAAAUCAAGAGGGGGUUCAAAAAUUUAUGAGAGUGCUUUAAGUUAAGGUUAUUUCUGGGAUUUACACCAUGUGGAUUAUAUCUGUCAAGGUUCUGUUCCAAGAUCAUGUUUCAUGCUGGAAAAUUAUUUAGGAUGCACCAUCUUAUGUAUUUUUUUUUUUGUAAUUGGAGGUUUUUGUCCAGAUAGCUUUUCAAAGCAAACCUGGUAUUAGUUGAUAGGUUUUGUGAAACAAAAAACUUAAACAUCUUUGUAAUCUGAGAUUUUCAGAAAGUCCACUUUGAUCUUGGCUGAUCUUGGGCUUCCCAUUCGCCUCAGCCCUUAGGCCUGACUAAUCUAGCUUUAUGCUAAAUCAGGAUACUAGUUGCCCACUGCUUGGUAUAUAUUGACAGUUAAUGAAAAGAAAACGCAACAAACAAAUCCUUUAAUCAGUCCAACUAGGAAAUAACUUCAAGAUAAAGUAUUAAAAUAAUACUUAAUCAUUCCAGUUUUACUAAUCUCCUUCUUCCCAAUGUUAUUUUUUUAAACACUCUCUAAUUAGUCAACAGUAGAAAAAAUGUCUAAACCUAUCAAACUCUUAAGUAUGUCGGUUUUAAGCUACAAAAAAAGACAAAAAGACUUUUCUGGAUUGUUUGCUAACCCUUACUGACACUUGCGUUCUGCCUGCUUGUUUUAGCCAGUGGAUGCACGCUGCUGCUGAUGUCAGUGAUACUGGUGUUUGCAACAUGUUGAACAUAGAAAUGCCUGAACAAAGCUAGCUGAUUUCUCACUGCUUUUAGCCACUUUGUUAUUGAAACAUAAUCAUUGCCUUAGGCCUCAGCUUUAAGAACAAGUGGAAGAAAGCGUAGUUGGAUGAGAUGCCUCAGUUGAUUCAGCAAUGCUGCACAGAAAGUGAAUUUUGAAGCAUUAAAUUACGAUGCAUAGAAACUAUUCAAUACAACCAAGUAAAAAGUAAAAAACAAAAAAUAGAAUACCUUGCCAUGUACAGAAAUGAUGAACCAAGUCACAUUGCUUUAUAAAUUGUUGGAUUUUGAAAACUUAAAGGUAUGAAAGGUAUAACUGACAAUUUAAAAAACAUAAGAGACUAAAAAGAAGACAACACUAAAAUAAAGCAAGGAUAUAUUGUUGGAUCAAAUGAUUGAUUAUGUGGGGAAAUGGGUUUAAAAUACCAGCUUGAACUUGAAGAAAUAAACCAGCUGCAGAAAGAGGCUGUUAGAUUACUGUCUUUUACAGUUAAAACUUGCUGAAAAGUAUAGUUUUUGAGCUAAUUAAUUCAAAUGAAACAGUUUUUGAGCCUGAAUUGUCUUAUAGAACUCAGUUUUCUUACUGUAGAACCUGCUGCCUCGUCUGAAGAUGAAUCAUUAGCAUGUGCAAUAUGUCAAUCAGAAGAUGUGCCAACUGCAACGAUCUCCAUCAGCAUACUGUAUUUUUUUAAUCAAUGCCUUUGUAUAAAAAAAAAGCUUGUAAUUACUGCUGUUGAAAAUGACCUGUUUGCUUACCAGGAAGUUUAUUCUCCACCUUUGAGUGCACAAUGCCAGUAGUCCAGUACAGUUUUUACACUAUGCUUUCAUAUUUACAGAAUGGGAGUACAACAUUUUGAGUUUAAGCUUUUGCUAUCACUAAAUAGGAAAAAAUAGACACAGUUUGAACAGAAAUAUGCCAAAUUGUCUACUCACAAUGUUGUGGAGCCUAGUUUUGAUGGUUUACUUUUUUGGGGGCAACAGCUUCGUCUGUGGCCAUAGCUGGGACCAUGGUGUUUUCUAGACCAAGUUGAUAGGACAUUGCUGCAGUGCAACUCCUGAGUUGAUAAUGCCAUAAAAUUGUCUUUAAUGGGCUGCUUGGAAUGAAAUAGUAAUAUUACUAAAUUAAUCGAAAUGUGUGCGUAUUGAGUGUACAGAUAAUGGUUAUAAAUUGUUUCAAAUAAAU
This is a messenger RNA of Cyprinodon variegatus (sheepshead minnow), 6726 nucleotides long. RefSeq names its product sphingosine kinase 2 (gene sphk2). Gene Ontology annotation, biological process: sphingosine biosynthetic process; sphinganine-1-phosphate biosynthetic process; positive regulation of apoptotic process. The record is from RefSeq and is a predicted model, not a curated record. Bases 1100 to 3802 code for a protein of 900 amino acids. Lineage: Eukaryota; Metazoa; Chordata; Actinopteri; Cyprinodontiformes; Cyprinodontidae. Gene Ontology annotation, cellular component: membrane; intracellular membrane-bounded organelle; cytoplasm. The transcript has 8 exons.